AUGUCCAGCUCCGACUCAGACAGCGAGAUCGAGCCGCGUCGCCCAGCACACUCGAAAUCGGGGUCUCCAGCUUCGACACCUUCCGAGCGGUCACCAACUACGAGACGGGCUGUGCUGAAUGACGAUGAAGAUGACAAAGGAUCUACGCCUUCACAUAGAUCUGCUAGCAAUUCACCAGAACGUCGCCCUCAAUCGUCUGAUGAAGAGGCAGUAAUUUCACCAAGAAAGAAGCGUGUGCUCGGCUCGUCGGACGAAGAAGAAGAGGAGGAAGGCGAGCAGAACGUGACACAGAAGGAAAAACUUUUUGGUGAUGAUGUUUCCAGCGACUCUGAUGCGGGAAAUGCCGGACGAGAUGACGAUGACGAUGAUGAGGGAAGAGCCGCUGUGGAUUCCGACGGUGGGGAAGAACAGAAAGAAAAGCUGCUCCCCGCUGUCAUUGAAGCAACAGCUACCAGAAACGUCAUUGAUUUUGGCGAUCAGGUCGUGUUCAUGAGAUUGCCGAAUUUCUUGUCUCUGGAGAAAAAGGCGUUUGAUCCUGAGGACUUUUCUGAAACCGAGGAAGAUUAUGUAGAUGAGGAAGGGCGGCGACACAAGCUGAAGGUGGGAAACGUGAUCCGUUGGCGCAGGGUGGUAAAGGACGAUGGCACUGAAACAAGAGAAAGCAACGCCAAAGUCGUGAAAUGGUCCGAUGGAACGAUGUCUUUGCGCCUCGGCACCGAAUAUUUUGACUUCGGCCUCGCGGAGACGAACGAGUUCAGUCAUUUGUUCUUGCGUCAAGGAACUGGACUUGUCUCGCAAGCGUUCUUCCCCGACAGAGUGGUCUUCCGCCCGCAUUCGACCAACUCGAAAACUCAUCAGAACGUCACAAAAACAAUGGCCGAACGGACGAGACGUGGCGCGCAGAUUAGGAUGAUUGCCAACGAGGGGAUCAAUCCGGAAAAGGAAAGACAGGAAGUGGCUCGCAAAGAGGAGGAAAAGUUUCGGCAAGCCAUCCGCGCCCAGUUUGCCACGCAUGCACGUGGCCGACGCGACAGAGAAUUCCGUACAUACCAUGGCGAGGAGGACGACUAUGAUCCCGACUCGCUCAAUACGAUCAAACGCCGCUAUGGUGCCCCGGCCCCAAUUGUUGGACAUCGCAGCGAGAGCGAAAGUGAAGAUGAAGCCGCAGGAGGCAUUAAUUCCUCCGAUUCUGAUGAGGAAUUCCGUAGAAACAAGGCAAAAGCCAAGAAGAUUGUCGUGCAGGACAGCGAUGAUGAC
Messenger RNA from Mesorhabditis spiculigera, 1257 nucleotides. The record is from the annotation of a GenBank genome assembly. NCBI's taxonomy places the organism in Eukaryota, Metazoa, Nematoda, Chromadorea, Rhabditida, Rhabditidae.